Molecule: messenger RNA, 882 nt
Organism: Zophobas morio
Lineage: Eukaryota; Metazoa; Arthropoda; Insecta; Coleoptera; Tenebrionidae
Gene: FMRFa
Product: FMRFamide neuropeptides
Exons: 2
Coding region: 95-709 (204 amino acids)
Biological process (GO): neuropeptide signaling pathway
Source: RefSeq, a predicted model, not a curated record
AGCGUAUCCCCCAACACCAACAUCCUGAAACGCCUGUUGAUCUGCAACCAGUUGUGCUCUGGAGUGAACCAGAGGAUAACAAAUUUUAACGGAGAUGGUUCCUCUUGCGCUCAUAAUCACGACAUGCUUAAUCCACCUCACCUGGAGCUACAAUGAAGAACUCUACCCCCUCUCCGACCCCGACUCCUCGUACCUCUACCCUGAAGACGUCCCCGACGAGACCGAAUUCGAAAUCCAUCGACGCAACAACAACAACUUCCUGCGCUUCGGCCGAAGCGGCCGGAAGUACGACUCGGAGUACGAGGACUACAACGAGGACUUCGCCCGACCGACUCGAUCGGGCAAAAUCGACAAAAAUAACGACUUCUUCAUCCGGUUCGGGCGCAGCAAGCAGGACUUUUUGAGGUUCGGGCGGGACCAGGAGAGGCCUGUGCGGGCCAAGAACGAGUUCCAUUUGAGGUUCGGGAGGAGCAUGGAGGGGUCGCAGGACAGGAGGCGCAGCAAGAGGGACACCUACCCCGAGUACAAGAGGGCCGGAAGCAACUUUUUGAGGUUCGGGAGGAACAGCAACUUUUUGAGGUUUGGGAGGAACAACGAAAUGGCCGCCACCGCUGAUCCUGAGAAGCAGGAAUCGCCGCUGAUUGUCCUGUUGACUGAGCUCGUGGCGACUUUGAAGAAGGAGCAAAUGAAGAAUAAUAGGAGUGUGUAAUGUUGUUGCUGAUGUUAUUAAUUCGUAUUUGAAAAUAAGAUUCAUGUGGCUGGAUUCUGAUACCCGCAGUAUUAUAACUUUAAAUGUUUACUUUAAGUGAUGUUUUAUAAAUUAUAUGUUAAUAAAUAUUGAGUGGAGACUAGGUAUAUUAUAUUAUUAAAUAUUGUUGUUGU